Messenger RNA from Vidua chalybeata, 4347 nucleotides. It is a transcript of the gene ZC2HC1A, whose product is annotated as zinc finger C2HC-type containing 1A. NCBI's taxonomy places the organism in Eukaryota, Metazoa, Chordata, Aves, Passeriformes, Viduidae. The record is from RefSeq and is a predicted model, not a curated record. The coding region runs from base 61 to 1137 and encodes 358 amino acids. The transcript is spliced from 10 exons.
UUGCCACAGCAGCGGCGCUCUGAAACCGAGCCCAGCCCGAGCCGGCGGUCGGGGCGCGCCAUGGAGGGGCUGGAAGGUGAGGUUACAGUGCAAACUGGAGAUCUGUUGCCAUGUAAGAUUUGUGGAAGAACUUUCUUUCCAGCAGCGCUGAAAAAGCAUGGACCCAUUUGCCAAAAAACUUCUGCCAAGAAAAGGAAGACAUUCGAUUCCAGCCGACAGAGAGCAGAAGGAACUGACAUUCCCACAGUGAAACCUCUUAAGCCACGGCCAGAACCACCCAAAAAACCUUCUAAUUGGAGACGAAAGCAUGAGGAAUUUAUAGCAACUAUACGAGCAGCCAAAGGACUUAAUCUUAAAGACGGUGGAAAACUCCCUCCACCACCUCCACCAUCAUAUGAUCCUGAUUACAUUCAGUGUCCAUACUGUCAGAGGAGAUUUAAUGAAAAUGCAGCUGACAGGCACAUCAAUUUCUGUAAGGAGCAAGCUGCACGUAUUACCAAUAAGGGGAAAUUGGCAACUGAUACCAAAGGGAAGCUUCCUACUCGAACACAGUACAAACCUGCUCCAGUUAAGAAGAUGCCUUCUGUAGGAUCAACACCAUCACCAUCAUCACGCUUACCACAGCCAAGUGGUGUUAGCAAAACUGUUGUAGGUGUGUCUUCAAGUAAAGCACUGUCUUCAUCCACUGGGAGCAAAAUUCAGACUUUAUCACCAGCUCAUAAAAACUCGCUGGGAGCAGUGAACCCACAAGCAGGAGGUGCAACAAAAACCCGGACGUCAACCCCUCCUAGUGUGGCAAGAGCCAUGAGCACUGGUGCUUUGACAAACAGAAGAAAAACUAGCAAUUCAGACAUUUCCUUAAGGUCUGAUGGGAAAACUGGGUAUGACAAUGGAGACUGCUCAUCCUCAGUGAAUGGAGGAAGUGCAAAAAGCAGUGAAGGAAUUUCACCUGUACAAUUAUCCAAGUUCUGCCAUGAAUGUGGAACAAAGUAUCCAGUGGAAUGGGCAAAGUUCUGCUAUAAGCCUGCUUUGGAGAACUUGCCCUGGACUUGGGCCAUGGAGGUCUGCAGACUGACGUAUUGUGAGCUGAGAGUCCAACAGCAAAGAUACCAGUCCAGAAUAGAUUUGAUUAGAUAGUAAAUCUACUCUUACCUGAUGAAUUUGAAGUUGUUUCUGCUGGAAAAUGCAUUUUCCAUUUAUUAAAAAUGCUUUCUACAAAGGCAGUAGUAUUUAGUAUGGUACUAAACACCUUUCAGAUUUUCCAGGAUUAUUGUAACUGUAGGAAAAAACAUAUUGACUCUUUCUCCUUUGAACUGUAGGUGGCAGAUGGCCUAAUUCCAAAUCAGUACUCAUACAGUUACUGUAUUUUCUGCUUUGUGAGCUGCUUGUGAGAUUCUUUGCUUUCAGUGCAGCAUUUAGUAAAUUACUUGAGCAACACAUAAUUUGAUUCUUUUACACUUAUGUGAUUUAUCAUGAGGGUUAGAUAGAGAAUUAACCUGAAUGCAAAAAAAGGUUUUUAAAACUGAUCUUUUAAUUUGGCCCUACAAAGAAGGUCUAUGAAACAUAAUUGACUAUUGAUAAUAACACUGGAUAAUGUGUAUGUGUUGUAAUCCACAGUAAAUAUAAGCAGACAAUUAAAUUCUUUUUGACUGUGUAGUUUGGUGCUGUAUGGUAAGACUUAUGAGGCCCAAUAUGUUUUGUGUUUAUCAACUGAAUAAUAUUUUGUGAAUAUUAACUGUGUUUAUCAACUGGUUUUGUUACUGAAUGACAUAGGUUUCUGAAGUCUGUGAUGUUACAGACCCUAACCUGUAUUACUGAAGGUAUAAGCACAGAUCACUGUAAUUCCAUCUCAGUGGAUGUUUGUACAAAACAAUGGAUUUGUUUUCAUAACGUCCUCAAAGAACUGAACAUGGGAAACAAAUUUGUUAAUAUUUAAAGAAAAAAAACCAAAUUUGUUAUAUUUAAAGAAAAAAAAAAACUUUCAGAGAGUUGGACUGAAUUUUCAAUCUUUAGUGUAUUACAUGUGUCAAGAAGUUCCCAGAUUUAAUUUAUUGGUGAUCUACAUCCAAACCCUCUUGCUGUAGUCUUCUCCGCACCCUUAUGCCUUGGUUUUCAUGGGAGAAAAAAACAUGAACUAUGCACUGUCUGUUUAUACUGAAAUUUAGUGAUGCAAUCGUUGUGAUGAUUCCUAUACCAAUGUCUAACUCUAUGACAGAUUUACUGUCUGCCAUUUUAUCUUCCUAAUGUUCUUACUAAGGUUCUUCCAUUCAUUAAAUAAGUGGGGGGGGGGGGGCGACAGUGAAAGGUCAACAGUAAAAUUCCAUUUAAAGUAACAGGAAGAGACUGGUUUUGAUGUUUGGUCUGAGGGAGUUUGUAUUCCCAUUCUACUUUUAUGAUUUUCUCUUAUACAAAGGACCUCUCUGUGCCAGGAAGUAGUGCAAGGUCAUUGGAACUAUGCUGAUAGAAGUGCAAUGGAGUUAUGAAAAAGGCUAGCUUCAAUAGUAAAGACAGCAUAAAGCUUAAUCUCUAUAUAAUGUACUUUACACAGGUGUAUAUUUAUGCAUGAUGUCCACACCCUAGGUAGUUUCAGAACUGGAAUCUCCAAAUAUACAGCAAUUAAAGUAUGUGUUUAUAUGAAUAAUUAGUCUUACACACCACUGCAAGGAGGUGGGCACAGGGAGAUGCUUCACCCCCAUUUCAGGUUGUAACUAUGAAAUGAACAUAUAGGCAGAAUUUUUCAAAUUUGCCAAAGAGACUCGAAGAGCCCUUGAACUCCCUGGAAGGAGGGAGAAAACUCCACCUGAGGGUUCCCUGGCUGGGAAGGCGUCAGGCAGGGGGAGCUCUCCACGGUGCUCCGGCACUGAGCCGCUCCAGUGCAGCCACGCAUCCUGUGCCUUCACAGGAUGGGAACUCCAGAUUGUAUUGCAGCACCUGACCCAGUCUUUAUGCAUCAUGGAAGUGUUCUGUUAUCUGCAAGGGACUAGCUUCUAAUUCACCAUCACAGCUGAGAGCUGGUGCCUGAAAUGCAGGGAGAGCGUUUUCGUGAUGCCUGCUUAACCGAGUCAGUGGAAGGAGAUAUGACUGCAGUACUUUAAAUAAACAAGAUAGGUGCACACUGAUGUAGACUAUGUAAAUAGUCUGCAUAUAAAAUUGAAUGGUAUUGUCUAUGUAUUACAAAGGUCACAAGAAGUGCUAGUUUCCAUCACAUAGACUGUAUAACUGCAAAGAACAAACCUGUUGUGAGUGUUUUUAAUCUUGGCUGAAAAAAUUCUUUAGUAAGAGCACUUUUUUCUAUUUUAUUUCUAUCCAGUUUGACUAAGCUAUGAAUAGUUAUAUGGGUUGUAUGAGAAGGUAGAAUUUUCAUCUUUAGUAAAAUUUGUUUUAGUGACUCUGGUGAAAAUAGUUUAAUUGCCUUUCAAGUACAGCUUAUUCCAGCUUGUGAUUGUUUUGUUGCUGGUUGGUUUGGUUGGUUUUUUUCCAUCUUGCCAAGUAAGGUUUGAGUGACCUAAUUGUGUUGUUUGAAGAAGUGUUAGGUAAAAGACUUCAUUAGCUGAAUUCAGUAGUUACUUGGUUGAUAUUUUUGUUCCAGUAUUCACAGUAUAAGAGAUUACUCUUGCAUACUAGUUCAUUUUUUGGUUUGUUUUUGGUUUGGUUUUUUGGUGUUACAUCAGUCCAGAAUAAUAUACAUUUCUGGAGGAUCCUGUUUAGCCCCAUUCUACAUCAUCUUGCCAGAAAACAGGUUCUUCACAUUUUCUCUUAAUAAGUGUUCGUUCUUUGCAAAAGUAAUUGAUAGGGAAAUUAUAUUUCCCCAAUUAGAACAUUUGAGUCAGCAAAUCAAAUACUCAGUUUAAUGUGGCUGAAUACUGAACCCGCGUUCUAAACAGAAGUGCAUGGUUUACCAUAGUUCUAUAUUUCAGUUUGGCUUUCUGGCAGAACCAUGGAUUUGGGUGGGAUCUAUAAAGUGCUGAGUACACUACAACUGUUACAAAACCUACUUUAUGUGAUUGCUCUAACUCUUGGUGUUCAUCCUUCAUAUGACACUUAAUAUGUUUCUCUUCAUAAGUUUAUUUAUUAAUGUUCUGUGUUUUUAAAUGGUGUGUUCAUUUGUGGAGGUGAUUAAUUUCUUCAGCAUUGCAUUUAUUAUGUUUGCCUUGCCCCUCAUUACAUGGAAUAUUUGUUUGUGACCAUCCAGUGAGGGUUUUUUUUUUUGCCAGAAUUCCUUGGUUUGUUUGCCUCUUAUUUCAUAUAUUAUGUUUAUUUUAAAGUGUCAGUUCUGUUUUAAUUAAUAAAUGUAAAUCACCACCUAAUGCUAAUUUGCCACUUGUUAACAAUAAAGCAAAUAUGUCA